Messenger RNA from Archocentrus centrarchus (flier cichlid), 2754 nucleotides. RefSeq names its product phospholipid phosphatase related 3b (gene plppr3b). The transcript has 8 exons. NCBI's taxonomy places the organism in Eukaryota, Metazoa, Chordata, Actinopteri, Cichliformes, Cichlidae. The record is from RefSeq and is a predicted model, not a curated record. Gene Ontology annotation, cellular component: plasma membrane. Gene Ontology annotation, biological process: phospholipid dephosphorylation; phospholipid metabolic process; signal transduction. Bases 124 to 2364 code for a protein of 746 amino acids. Gene Ontology annotation, molecular function: phosphatidate phosphatase activity.
GCGGGACCAGAACCAGGACUGAAACCGAGCCGCGAGAGUCCGGCAGGUGUGUCCGGUGUGCGUCUACGCGGAGGUUCCGGUUCUGUUGGUGGCAGGAUUCAGAGGGUCGAUGCUCUGAGGUUGAUGAGGAUGAUGAUGAUGAUGACAUCUUCCCCCUCAGAGAAGAUGAAGAAGAAACCUCCAAAGGACAGUCUGACUCUGCUGCCAUGUUUCUACUUCGUUGAGCUGCCCAUCGUGGCUUCUUCUAUGGUGUCGCUGUACUUCCUGGAGCUGACCGAUGUGGUGAAGCCAGCUCAGGUGGGUUUCCGCUGCCACGACAGAGAUCUGAGUAUGCCGUACGUGGACGGAGGAGACGAGCUGAUUCCACUGCUGAUGCUUCUAAGCCUCGCCUUUGCCGGCCCUGCAGCCUCGAUCAUGCUGGUGGAAGGAGUGAUCUACUGCCUGCAGUCCCGCCUGAAGCUCCGCCGAGCCGAAGGAAGCAUCAGCGCUGGUGGCUGCAGCUUCAACUCCUUCCUGAGGAGGACGGUCCGCUUUGUAGGUGUGCAUGUGUUCGGCCUGUGUGCGACAGCGCUGCUCACUGACAUCAUCCAGCUGUCCACUGGUUACCACGCUCCAUUCUUCCUCACCGUCUGCAAACCCAACUACACUCUGGCGGGCGUGUCAUGUGACAAAAAUGCUUACAUCACUACAGAUAUCUGCUCUGGGCAGGAUGAGCACGCCAUCAUGGCUGCCAGAAAGACGUUUCCUUCUCAGCAUGCAACUCUGUCAGCAUUCGCUGCUGUUUAUGUUUCUAUGUACUUUAACUCGACCAUCUCAGACAGCACCAAGUUGCUCAAACCCGUGCUGGUCUUUGCAUUCGCCAUCGCAGCAGCACUGACUGGUCUGACUCAGAUCACGCAGCAUCGCAGUCACCCCAUUGACGUCUAUGUGGGCUUCCUCAUCGGCGCCUUCAUCGCCGCCUACCUGGCUCUUCAUGCUGUCGCCAACUUCACAUCAUCUGAUGACAUCACUUCAGCCCCACCUCCCCCACCUCCAAAGGCAGACCCUCUACGAGCACUGACUGAGCGAGGACAUGAGUCUGUCUACAACAAAGGUCCCGCGUCUGCCUCUGAAAGUAAUGAUGAGAUAGCAGCGGCUCCGGCCCCCAUGGACCGGCUGGAGGGCUUGGGGCCCCUGCAGAGGGAGAAGGGCUCCAUGGGGAGCCUGAAGAGGGCCAGUGUGGACGUGGAGCUGCUGGCUCCCCGGAGCCCCAUGGGGAAGGAGACCAUGGUGACCUUCAGCAACACGCUGCCAAGGGCUAGCAUGAAUGUAAAUGGGGUGCUGGGGGCCAAUGAUGGACCGGAGGAGCCGGUCCUGCCAAUGCAGCCGGUGCAACCGGUGCAGCGCCGUCUGAAGGCCGUACAGGUCCCCAUGGACCCGAUGAGGUCACAGCAGCUGGUGUCGGAGUGGAAGCAGAAGUCAAUGGAGAUGCGAGGACUGAGCGUGCGGGAUGAGAUGGACCGCGAAGCCAGCGAGGACGGCUCUGAGGUGGGCUCUGUGGGGACUGAUGAUGGGGGUUCUCAGGCUCCAAUUUACCAGCCUGCAGUGCACUCUGGGAGGGCAAACCCAAGUCGCAACCCCACUCCACCUCCAGGGGGGGCCAAAGCCGUGGCAACUCCCAGACCGCCACAAAUCCCAGAAGCAGGACCCCCGCCAGUCUCCCCAAAGAGUGCCCUGACCCGGGCUAAGUGGCUUGCCAUCCGGGAGAAGACAACGGCAGAAGGGUCUGGGCGUGGUGCUGCAAACCAGCCGCGACUCAUGCAAGUCAUUGCCAUGUCCAAGCAGCAGGGCCUUCUGCCAUCCUCCUCCUCUGGGGAGAAAUCCUCUGAAACCACCUCAACCUGCUCUGCCAUUUCCUCCACUGCUGACUCACCGCACUACCGCCCCCCCUCUGAGCAGCCACGGGAGGGGCCUGGUAUCAUCACAGUGGAUGCCCAUGCCCCCCAUCAUCCUGUUGUUCAAGUCCCGCCUCCACCCCAGGCCCCACCCCUGUCAGGUAAUAGUAACCCAUGGGAGUGGGCAGGGGCAUCCAAUGGGGGAGACCCACGAGAAACCUACAACCUCUCUAACAUAAACAGAGGAGAUUCGGCCAGCCGUAGCAGUAGCUUCCACCCACGCCGCUCCGCCUCACCAUGUGCUGCUAUCGACCCUGCCAUAUCUCCAAACCCACCUCACCCACAGGUGGAGAUGCCAGCGGAUGCUCAGCGCAGGGAAAUGGCCAUGAGGCGCAAGACGGCACUGGUUCUGUUGGAUCGAGAGAUCCGUAACCAGACUGAACAGGAGAACUAUUACAAGAGUCUGCAGGGACGGCGGUUCAAGGAUUAGUCUGUUACCUUUCAAAAUAAAAGCCUUACUCUGAAACUGGACAUUAACAGCACAAAACCUGGUCAGCAGCAAGGAGCGUGAUGCUAUGCAAGCAAAAGCUGUGAGAAGAGGUUUCCACCCAGGAGAUGAUGAGCUCAAGGUUCAGGAGUUCAACACUCAGACAGUUUCUCUUCACAAAAAGACAUCUUACCCCUCAGAGAGUCUUGGCUGGACAUCUACGCCAUGUCAACUGUUUGUUUUCUCCAGUGGACCCACCACAGAGUGCCACAAAAUAAUAAUUCAAUUCAGUUCAAUUCAAUUUUAUUUAUAUAGCACUAAAUCAUAACAAAACAGUCACCUCAAGGCACUUUAUAUUGUAAGGUAAAGACCCUACAAUAAUACAGAGAAAAC